Molecule: messenger RNA, 821 nt
Organism: Bombina bombina (fire-bellied toad)
Lineage: Eukaryota; Metazoa; Chordata; Amphibia; Anura; Bombinatoridae
Gene: ARPIN
Product: actin related protein 2/3 complex inhibitor
Exons: 6
Coding region: 61-744 (227 amino acids)
Biological process (GO): negative regulation of actin nucleation
Source: RefSeq, a predicted model, not a curated record
UUUAUUACUUAAAGUGUUCCGGCCUGAAUGGAGUCUUAAGUUUUACUUGCAUUUUUCACGAUGAGUCGAAUAUAUCACAAUAGUGCUUUGCAGAACAAGCCUGUCCACGAUGAGCGGCUGUGUAUGUCCUGGGAGCCAGCUGCAUAUCAGGGUGGAAAUGGCGUCCUCUUGGAAGGAGCACUAGAAGAUUUUUCCCGUCAUGCUAUCAUAGACGCUAAAGGAAAGAAGGAACGAUGGUACAUUUUGUACCUAAAACCUAUCAAAAUACAUCGUAGGAAAUUUGAUAGUAAGGGAAUUGAAAUUGAACCCAACUUUAGUGACACCAAGAAAGUGACCACUGGCUUCCUUAUGUCAUCUUUCAAGGUAGAAGCUAAAGGGGAAAGUGACAGAAUCUCAACAGAAGAGCUGAAGGGUUUGGUGAAUAAAGCUGAGCUGACAAAGAUAAGUGACAGACUUGCUCCCAGUAGCACUGUGGCCUUUUGGCUACCCGAAGCGGAAAUGGAAAAGACUGAACUUGAAAUUGGGGAGCAGCUGAGAGUUAAAACCUUGGGAGAUGGACCCUUUUUAUUUUCUGUAGCGAAAGUAGAUGGUGGUACAGUGACCAAAUGUAACUUUGCUGGAGAUGCUCAAACCGGGGCUUCCUGGACAGAUAACAUAAUGUCUAAGAAAUCACAAAGCAGUGCAGAGAUCCUUGAGCCUCGGGGGCAAGGGGAUGGCGCUGAAGAUGAUGAAUGGGAUGACUAAGAAGACAGAAGUAGAAGGUGCCCAUACAGCUCUCAUUUUGUACUCCAUGGAAUAUAAAUCUUAGCCACGAAACAAAG